Messenger RNA from Parasteatoda tepidariorum (common house spider), 1676 nucleotides. RefSeq names its product cytochrome P450 2J1. The record is from RefSeq and is a predicted model, not a curated record. Gene Ontology annotation, cellular component: cytoplasm; intracellular membrane-bounded organelle. Gene Ontology annotation, molecular function: heme binding; iron ion binding; oxidoreductase activity, acting on paired donors, with incorporation or reduction of molecular oxygen, reduced flavin or flavoprotein as one donor, and incorporation of one atom of oxygen. NCBI's taxonomy places the organism in Eukaryota, Metazoa, Arthropoda, Arachnida, Araneae, Theridiidae. Gene Ontology annotation, biological process: xenobiotic metabolic process.
UCCUAAAAGUAAUUGCAUCUUGAUAGUUCUUCUUUAGAUUAUCCAAAACAACAUUAUCUUAUCUAUUCCGAUAAGCGAUACGUAUUUAACUUACCUUGAACAGAAUUUUAUUUUAGUAAACAAUCUGCUAUUGAUAAGAGUUGCUUUUCAAGCUCAGCUUAUAGAUCUGAAUAAAUAAUAUGCAGUUGAGUACAGAGGACAACACUUUCGCAUUCUAUGCAGCUUUGGUUGCCGUCCUAUUAACCACUUUAUACUACAUUUUAAAGAAAAGAGGACUUCCUCCUGGCCCAACGGGUCUCCCUUUCUUCGGCUACUAUCCAUUCCUCGAUGACGACAAGAUUCAUCAUCAGCUUCAAAAUCUCGGGAAGAAAUAUGGGAAUGUCUUCAGUUUCACCGCCACCGGAACUCUGUACAUUAAUCUGGGAUCUGCGGCAUCCAUCAGAGAAGCACUUGUCACCAAGUCGGAAUGUUUUCAGCACAGAUUAGAAGAACCCAAUCAACUGUUUGAUCAUUUGGAAGGAGGUAUGCUUUUCCUGAAAGGUGAGCCAUGGAAAGUUAUUAGAAAAUUUUUCCUUCAGCAGUUCAGAGAGAGAGGCUUAACUGUCAUCAAAAAAGAAAUGUCUGGCUCCAUUUACGACACUGUACAAAGCACAAUAAAUGAUUUGGCCAAAAAGAAAGGAAAGCCAGUGGACAUGCCUUCCAUUUUGGUUACGAAAUGCAGCGAAAUUAUUCGCCAAGCAAUCUUUGGCAAUGAUGGUAUGACAGAAGAUGAAUUGAAACAUUUCUGCAAUCAUUAUGGGGAGGCAGUCAACACCUUAACGGGUACCAGUGUCUUUCCAUCGGGUGUCAUAGCCAAAUACUUUAUUCUUCCCUACCUCAAAGGUGUGAAAGAAGGAAGGAAAGCAGCCGAAAUGAUUCAAGGAGUUUUACUCAAUGCUAUCAAAAGACGAAGAUCAACCUACAACGAAAACCAUGUCAGGGAUUUAGUGGAUGCUUACAUAAAAGAAGGAAAUAUCCGUCGAUCUAAAAAUGAUCCAAUAGCAAAAUACUUCACUGACAAGGCUUUGGUAAGGACUCUUCUUCAAGUUGUGGGUGACGGAAUAGUGUUCGUGUCCUUCUUUAUCACUAGUUUUCUGAAUGUCUUGUUGGAACAUCCAGAAGAACAGGAAAGAAUCUAUAAGGAGUUAAUUGAGGUUGUUGGAGAAGACAGGAAUCCAAGCCUUGAAGACAAAAGCAAACUGCCAUACACAAAUGCAUUUAUUGCUGAAGUUUUGAGAUGUAAUGAUUUGUUUACAACAUUCCCAACCCUUGAAUGCUGUAAAGAGACAACUGUAAGUGGUUAUAGAAUUCCAAAAGGCGCAGUCUUGAUGUAUAACUUUUGGAUGGCUCAUAUGAACCCUGAUGAUUAUGAAGAACCUCAGAAAUUUAAUCCUUCAAGAUAUGUUGUGAAGGAUGGUAAAAAGAGACCCGAGCUUCCUGUUUCAUUUGGAAUGGGAAAGAGAUCUUGCAUGGGAGAAGGAUACACAAUGAAUCAAGUUUUCCUUUUUCUCUCCACCAUUGUAAAGCAUUUUCAUCUUAAGAAACCGAUUGAGGACAAAGAAGACAAAACCUUCAUUUGUGCACAUCCAAGGAAAGAAAGUUAAUGUAUAAAGAAAAAUAUAGUUGUUUUUAUUUUA